GUGCGAGUCGAACGCACUAUUGGUUACAUCUUACAUCGUUAUAUUGCAUCGAAGUUCUGACUUUGGAUGAAAAUUAAUCUCGAAAUGUGGUGCUAAAAAGUAAGCGUGAUCUGUGCCCAUCAUCAAUGGGAACCCAACUUUUGAAAAUGACAAUCUCGCGAACAAAAUAUUGAGUGACAGAAAGAAAUAUACUAAGAAGUAUUGUUGAGAAUGAUGGAGAAUUUAAAAACGAGUAGAAGUGAAGUUUUUCCAGCGGACAGCUGGCCGACCGUAAUGCGACUCUUACUACUCGUCGCUGCGCUGACGACAGUAAACGCAAGAUCGGAUAAGCUACAAAAUGAUCAACACCAGCAGCAGCAGCAGCAGCAGCAGCAGCAGCAGCAGCAGCAGCAGCAGCAGCAGCAGCAGCAGCAAAUUGUAAAAAAACUCGUGGCACCGGCAAUCAUAGAUCCACGCAGCGAAAAGCUCGUGCUAAGCUGCGAAUACGACUUGCGUGGCAAGGAGCUCUAUUCGGUCAACUGGUACAAAUACGAUAAGACGUUAUUCAGGUAUAUGCCCAGCAUGAAACCCAAGGGUACCGCCUUUCAACAAGAUCCCGAUGACGUGUCCGUCGACAUCGACGAUAGCUACAGCAAGAGACUAACCCUUCGUGGUCAUAAAGACAUUCGCAAAAAUAUGAAAGCAUACGAGGGUACGUACACAUGCGAGGUGGCAAUGGAGCAAACUUUCCACGCGGCUUUCGCCGUGGCUAAUGUGAGCUCGGCUAUUCUGCCGCAGAGCGAUCCUGUGCUCGAGGGACUCAACUCUCACUAUCACGUAGGAGAAUAUCUCAACGCUGUUUGCACCACCGCUCCGAGUCUUCCACCUGCUGAAAUAACUUUUUAUCUAAACAGGCACAAGGUUGAAUCAAUACACGUAACGUAUAACAAAAAAUUAUAUCCAAUCGGCGAGUCAGCAGUUGCACCAUCGCAGGCCUCUUUAUCGAUGAGUCUUGAUCGCAAACACUUCCCUGAUGGUACUCUUACUGUUACUUGUAAAGCCACGUUACCCGGUAUUUACGCGGCACCCGAGUAUAAGACCGAACAACGUGCUACACUCGCCGCAAGUAAUCAGAGGUUGGCACAAGACAGAUUGUUUUUCAAUAGUUCCGGCCAAUUGAAAGUUAGUAUGGUUGUUUUGUUAAUUGAGAUUAUUGCCUAUGGAUUGUGAGUGGAAUGGUGAAGAAAUUUGAAAUAAUUGUAUAAGAGAAAUAUAAUCUCAAGACUUGAUUUUUCACUGACGCACAAUUUUAUUUUUAUUCAAUUCAUGUAUAAUUGAGAUACAUUUUGUAUUUUUUUAUUCAUGGCAUAAUUUAACAUUCAGAUUGAAAUUCAUGACACAUUCUAAGGUUUCGAUUUUUUCAUUAAUUACAUAAAAAUAAAAUAGCGCUGCCAGUCAUACUAAUACCUCGAAAAGGUUUUGUCAAUCUCAUUUAUUUUCAUUUGUAUAAAAGCACACGACUUGCUCCGUGAAUCUUGUAACUUUUUGUAAAUAAUGUACAUAAUACAUUUGACCAAAUGGACUAAAUCUUUAGUCAUGAGAUGCUAAUUAUGGUUGACGUUGUACGCUUGUGUUUAUAUGUAGAAGAAUGUUUGUAAUGAAUAUAAAGCAAAAAUAAAAAAACAAAAUAAACGAGAAUCAACGAUGACCUGCGUUA
Messenger RNA from Phymastichus coffea, 1696 nucleotides. RefSeq lists its product as uncharacterized. NCBI's taxonomy places the organism in Eukaryota, Metazoa, Arthropoda, Insecta, Hymenoptera, Eulophidae. Bases 211 to 1209 code for a protein of 332 amino acids. The transcript is spliced from 4 exons. The record is from RefSeq and is a predicted model, not a curated record.